This is a messenger RNA of Thalassophryne amazonica, 7186 nucleotides long. Its product is annotated as myosin-11-like. Gene Ontology annotation, cellular component: myosin complex. The record is from RefSeq and is a predicted model, not a curated record. Gene Ontology annotation, molecular function: cytoskeletal motor activity; ATP binding; actin filament binding. Lineage: Eukaryota; Metazoa; Chordata; Actinopteri; Batrachoidiformes; Batrachoididae.
UUGGCUCAACACCUAUCGACUCUCCAGCAAUCGACACUUCUAUCACUGUCCUGUUGCAAGAGGUUGACUUCAUCAGAAACGACAACAGUGUGAAUAUGACUGACAUAGCCACAGAUGACAGCAAAUACCUCUUCCUUGAAAAUGAUGUUCGCAGCAGCGGUCUCGCUCAAGCGGAUUGGGCAGCCAAGAAGAUGGCGUGGGUGCCAUCGGAGAGGGAGGGCUUCGAGCAGGCCAGCAUCAAGGAGGAGCAGGGUGACGAGGUAGUGGUGCAGCUGUCCAAUGGUCAGAAAGUGAAGGUCAACAAGGAUGACAUCCAGAAGAUGAACCCACCCAAGUUCAGCAAGGUGGAGGACAUGGCUGCUCUCACCUUCCUCAAUGAAGCUUCUGUCCUGCACAAUCUGCGAGAGAGAUACUACUCCAGCUUAAUCUAUACGUACUCGGGUCUGUUCUGCGUCGUGGUCAACCCCUACAAGAUGCUGCCCAUCUACUCUGAGAAGAUCAUCGACAUGUACAAGGGCAAGAAACGCCAUGAGGUGCCACCGCACAUCUACUCUAUCACAGACAACGCCUACAGGAACAUGAUGCAAGAUCGUGAGGAUCAGUCAAUUCUCUGCACCGGUGAGUCUGGAGCAGGGAAGACAGAAAACACCAAGAAGGUGAUUCAGUACCUGGCUGUCAUUGCCUCCUCACACAAAGGCAAGAAGGACAUCAACCCGCAGCAGGCAGGAUCGCUGGCAUACGGGGAGCUCGAGAAGCAGCUACUCCAAGCCAAUCCCAUCCUGGAAGCUUUUGGCAACGCUAAAACCAUCAAGAAUGACAACUCCUCACGAUUUGAAAGUGGUAAAUUCAUAAAGCUCAACUUUGAUGUGACAGGCUACCUUGUCGGGGCAAACAUUGACACUUACUUGCUGGAGAAGUCUCGCUGUAUUUGUCAGGCCAACACUGAGAGAACCUUUCACAUCUUCUACUACAUGGUGGCAGGAGCCAAAGAUAAGAUGAAGGAGGAGCUGCUGCUGGAAGAAUUCACUAAGUAUUGUUUCCUGAUGGCGGGACACGUAGAGAUCUCUGGGCAGCAAGACGAUGAAAUGUUUGAUGAGACUCUGGAGGCGACGGCCAUCAUGGGCUUCACAGAGGAAGAAAGACUUGGGAUGCUGAAGGUCGUGUCCACUGUGCUCCAGCUGGGUAACAUCAAAUUUGAGAAGGAGAGGAACAGUGAGCAGGCCACCAUGCCGGACAACACAGCCGCCCAGAAGGUCUGCCACCUGCAAGGCAUCAGCGUGACCGACUUCACACGGGCCAUCCUCACCCCACGGAUUAAAGUGGGCAGAGAGGUGGUGCAGAAGGCACAGACCAAGCAGCAGGCUGACUUUGCGGUGGAGGCGCUCUCUAAAGCCAUGUACGAGCGUCUGUUUCGCUGGAUCCUGGCCAGGGUCAACAAGACACUGGACAAGAGUAAGAGACAAUCUGCCUCCUUUCUGGGCAUCCUGGACAUUGCAGGCUUUGAGAUCUUUGAGGACAACUCAUUCGAGCAGCUCUGUAUCAACUACACUAAUGAGCGUCUGCAGCAACUCUUCAACCACACCAUGUUCAUCCUGGAGCAGGAGGAGUACAAGAGGGAGGGAAUCGAGUGGAAUUUCAUUGACUUUGGCCUGGACCUUCAGCCGUGCAUUGAGCUCAUUGAAAGGCUGAACAACCCUCCAGGCAUUCUGGCUCUGCUGGAUGAGGAGUGCUGGUUCCCUAAAGCCACUGAUGUUUCCUUUGUGGAAAAGCUGAUGAACACCCACGCCAGCCAUGGCAAAUUCUCCAAACCAAAGCAGCAUAAAGAUAAGCCCAAGUUCACUGUACUGCACUACGCUGGAAAGGUUGACUAUAACGCAGAUAACUGGCUGACUAAAAACAUGGACCCUUUGAACGACAAUGUGACAGCACUGCUCAACAACUCCUCCAGCACCUUCAUCCAAGACCUGUGGAAAGACGUGGAUUGUGUGGUGGGUCUCGAGAGAAUGGCCAAGAUGUCCGAGAGUUCAGUUCCCAGCUCCACCAAAUCCAAGAAAGGCAUGUUCCGCACAGUGGGUCAGCUUUACAAAGAAUCUCUCAGCAAACUGAUGACCACGUUACACAACACCCAGCCCAACUUUGUGCGCUGCAUUAUUCCCAACCACGAGAAGAGGGCUGGGAAGAUGGACGCCAACCUGGUCUUGGAGCAGUUGAGGUGUAACGGGGUGCUGGAAGGCAUCAGAAUCUGCAGACAGGGAUUCCCCAACCGCAUUGUGUUCCAAGAGUUCAGGCAGCAGUAUGAGAUCCUGGCUGCUAACGUCAUCCCUAAAGGUUUCAUGGACGGGAAACAGGCAUGUUGCCUGAUGGUGAAACAUUUGGAUCUGGACCCUAGCCUGUAUCGCAUUGGUCAGAGUAAGAUGUUCUUCAAGACAGGAGUGUUGGCCCAGCUGGAGGAGGAACGAGACCUCAAACUGACCGUCGUCAUCAUCACCUUCCAAGCACAAGCAAGAGGCUUCCUCGCCCGCAAAGCUUUUGGGAAACAUCAACAGCAGCUGAGUGCCAUGAAAGUAAUCCAGAGGAACUGUGCCUGUUACCUCAAACUGAAGAACUGGCAGUGGUGGAGGCUUUUCACCAAGGUGAAGCCGCUGCUGCAGGUGACCAGGCAGGAAGAAGAAAUGGGUCAGAAAGAGGAGGAGCUACAGGCAGCCAGGGAGGUGGCAGCCAAAAUAGAAGCUGACCUGAAAGACAUUACACGGAAACAUACAAAGUUGAUGGAGGAGCAGGCCCAGCUGGAGAAAAAGCUUCAGGCAGAAACAGAACUGUACACCGAGGCAGAAGAGAUGCGAGUGCGACUGGAAGCCAAGAAACAGGAGCUAGAGGAGGUGCUGCACGAGAUGGAGGCUCGCCUUGAGGAGGAGGAGGAGCGUAACAAUGUCUUGCACCACGAGAAGAAGGACAUGGAGCAGCAGCUCCAGCUUCUGGAGAUGCACCUCUCAGAGCAAGAAGAUGCCCAUCAAAAGCUCCAGCUGCAAAAAGUGGCUGUGGAAGGAAAGGUGAAGAAACUGGAGGAGGACAUUCUGCUCAUGGAGGACCACAAUAACAAACUUCAGAAGGAGCGGAAGCUGUUGGAGGAGAGGAUGGCUGAUAUGAGCUCCAACCUGGCCGAGGAGGAGGAGAAGUCCAAGAACCUGAUCAAACUUAAGAACAAACACGAGUCUAUGAUCUCUGACCUGGAGGUGCGUCUGAAGAAAGAAGAAAAAGGUCGCCAGGACAUGGAAAAGUCCAAGCGGAAGGUGGAGGCGGAGCUGGCUGACAUCCAGGAACAGCUAGCUGACCUGCAGGCACAACUAGCAGAGCUUCGAGCCCAGCUGGCUGCCAAAGAACAGGAGCUCCUCAGCACUCAGGCCUGCUUGGAGGAAGAGAGCAGCCAGCGUGGAGCAGCACUGAAGCGGGUUCGAGAGCUGGAGGUGCUGCUUUCAGGCUUCAGGAGGACUUGGAUGCUGAAAGAGCAGCCAGGGGAAGACCGAAGCCACGCGGCGGGACCUGGGGAGGAGCUUAAUGCCCUACGCUCUGAACUAGAGGACAGUCUGGAUACCACCGCUGCUCAGCAGGAGUACGGUCUGUCAGAUGAGCGGAAGCUGUUGGAGGAGAGGAUGGCUGAUAUGAGCUCCAACCUGGCCGAGGAGGAGGAGAAGUCCAAGAACCUGAUCAAACUUAAGAACAAACACGAGUCUAUGAUCUCUGACCUGGAGGUGCGUCUGAAGAAAGAAGAAAAAGGUCGCCAGGACAUGGAAAAGUCCAAGCGGAAGGUGGAGGCGGAGCUGGCUGACAUCCAGGAACAGCUAGCUGACCUGCAGGCACAACUAGCAGAGCUUCGAGCCCAGCUGGCUGCCAAAGAACAGGAGCUCCUCAGCACUCAGGCCUGCUUGGAGGAAGAGAGCAGCCAGCGUGGAGCAGCACUGAAGCGGGUUCGAGAGCUGGAGGUGCUGCUUUCAGAGCUUCAGGAGGACUUGGAUGCUGAAAGAGCAGCCAGGGGGAAGACCGAAGCCACGCGGCGGGACCUGGGGGAGGAGCUUAAUGCCCUACGCUCUGAACUAGAGGACAGUCUGGAUACCACCGCUGCUCAGCAGGAGUUACGGGCGAAGCGUGAGCAGGAAGUGACCACUAAGAAAGCCAUGGAGGAGGAGGGGAGGAGACAUGAAGGCCAAAUCCAGGAUCUGAGACAGAAACACAGUCAGGCUGUGGAGGAGCUCACUGAGCAGCUGGAGCAGGCCAAGAAGGUGAAGGCUGGUUUGGAAAAAGCCAAACAUGUUCUGGAGAAGGAAAAAUCAGAUCUGAGCGCUGACCUGCGAACCAUCGCUAACGCCAAACAAGAUGUGGAACACAAGAAGAAGAAGGUGGAGGGUCAGCUCGCAGACCUGAACUCACGCUUCAGUGAGAGUGAGCGGCAGAGAGCUGAACUGGGAGAAAAACUCUCCAAGAUGACUGUGGAACUGGACAGUGUGACAGCUGUUGUGAAUGAUGUGGAGGGAAAGAACAUUAAGUUGAGUAAAGAUGUUUCCACUCUGACGUCCCAGCUGAAAGAUGCUCAGGGCCCGCUCUCAGAGGAGACACGGCAGAAGCUGAAUGUAUCAGGACGCCUCCGCCAGAUGGAGGAGGACCGGAACAGCCUGAUGGAGCAGCUUGAGGAGGAGAGUGAGCUCAAACAGGCUGUGGAGAGGCAGGUCUCCAGUCUCAACAUGCAGCUGUCUGACUACAAGAAGAAGCUGGAUGAGCUGCUGGGGAUGGUGGAGCAGCUAGAGGAGGGAAAGAAGUGUUUGCAGCGUGAUCUGGAAGCCUCCAUCGGUGAGUACGAGGAGAAAGCCUCAGCCUAUGACAAGCUGGAGAAAAGCCGCAGCCGGUUGCAACAGGAGCUGGAGGAUGUCCUCAUGGACCUGGAAAGCCAGAAGCAGCUGGUCUCUAACCUCGAGAAGAAGCAGAAGAAGUUCGAUCAGAUGCUCGCUGAGGAGCGCUCAGUCUCCUGUAAGUUUGCGGAGGACCGUGAUCGAGCUGAGGCAGAGGUGCGGGACAGGGAGACGCAAGUGUUAGCUAUGAGCAGAGUGCUGGAGGAGAAACAGGAGGCUCUGGAGGAUGCUGAGAAGAUCAUUAAAGCCUUUAGAGCUGAGAUGGAAGACCUCGUCAGCUCCAAGGAUGACGUGGGAAAGAAUGUCCAUGACCUGGAGAAGGCAAAGCGUGCUCUGGAGGCCAUUGUGGAAGACAUGAGGGUUCAGAUGGAGGAGCUGGAGGAUGAGCUGCAGGUUGCUGAGGACGCUAAGCUGCGUCUGGAAGUCAACAGUCAGGCUCUGAAAGCUCAGCAUGAGCGGGAGCUGCAGGCUCGUGACGACGCGGGUGAGGAGAAGAGGAAGCCGCUGCUCAAACAGGUGCGUGAGUUGGAGGCGGAGCUGGAGGAGGAGAGGAAGCAGCGAGGCCAAGCGUCAGCCGGGAAGAAAAAGCUGGAAGGGGAGGUGAAAGACCUGGAGGACCAAGUGGAGGCCACCAGCAGGGGGCGGGAGGAGGCACUCAAGCAACUUCGCAAGCUGCAGAGUGAGCUGGGCGCUGACAUCGGCCCGGACCAAGCCCUCUGCAUUGAACGUGUUCACUGUGCACUAGGACCGAGACCACCUGCAAGCGCACCUCCACGCUCAAUAAUAGUCCGCUUCCUCCGGUUUUCCGAUAAAGAAAAGAUUCUACACGCUGCUUGCAAAAAAGGGGUAAAGGUCCAAAACAAGCAGGUUUAUUUUGACCAUGACUACGCGCUGGAAGUGCAGAAAAAGAGACGAAUAUAUCCUGUCAAGAAAGCCCUGAAAGAGAGUGGAAUUCGCUUUCAGACACCGCUAAGUAAGAUGCGAGUGCAUUACGCAUCAGGCAGUGUGCUCUACAACAACGUGACUCAGGCCGCGAAGGAUCUGCGAAAGCGGGGAAUAGCGGUAGACAAGAUCAUCACGGGAGCCCGGACCAAUAAGAUCACAGGAGAGACGCUAACAGAGCUACUACCGUGGAGAUACAAGAAGAACCUCGCAAGGACGACUUUCAACAACACGGGGACUAGGCAGGGCUGCCCCCUCUCCCCUUUACUUUUUGCCCUGGCAGUAGAGCCGCUAGAGGAGGCGGUGAGAGCCCGGAAGGACAUCCACGGCCUGAGUCUAGGACAAAGACAGCACAAAAUCACUUUACAUGCUGAUGACGUUCUGGUUGUAUUGACCCAACCUGAAAUAUCUGUGCCCUCACUCAUCAAGACAAUUAACAAAUUCAGCGACAUCUCCGCUUCAUUCUUCCUCCACCUUCUUCUGUUGAGGUCCCUGCUGGCUGAUGAAAAGCAUCAUCUGGAGACUAAAGUCAGGCAGCUGGAGGAGGAGCUUGAGGAGGAGCAGGCAAGCAUGGAGACCCUCAAUAACCAGCUGAGAAAGACCCAACAACUGGCAGAGCAACUAGGUGUCGAACUGGCAACAGAGCGGUCCUCGUCACAGAGCAGGGAGGGAUCCUGUCAACAGCUGGAGAGACAAAACCGUGAGCUGAAGGCCAAACUACAGGACCUGGAGGGACAGAGCCGCUCCAAGCUCAAAGCCAGUAUCGCUGCCCUGGAGGCCAAGCUAAAGGAGGUAGAAGAACAGCUCGAGAUUGAGAGCAGAGAACGUCAGGUCAUUGCCAAAAAUAUGCGUCAGAAAGAGAAGAAAAUGAAGGACUUAAGCAUCCAGGUGGAGGAUGAGAGGAAGCAGGCCCAACAGUACAAAGAGCAGGCUGAGAAGGCCGGCGUGAAGGUGAAGCAGCUGAAGCAUCAGCUGGAGGAGGCGGAAGAUGAGGUGCAGCGCGUGGCGGCAGCACGCAGGAAACUGCAGAGGGAGCUGGAGGAGGCCACCGAGGCCAACGACGCCCUCAGCAGGGAGGUGACAUCACUCAGGAGCAAACUGAGGCGUGGUGGGGAGGUGACCUUUGGCAGUCCGAGUCCUCGUGCUGGUGGCAGCAGCAGCAGCAUCAGGAGAGUGGGACUCGGUGGCAGCAUUAACAGAAGGAGCACCAUCAAGGAGAAUUCAGUGGAGUUCCAGGAGGAGCCUCCUUCCUCUUCUCCUCCUGCCUGCACCCCACCACCACAGUCCUGCCGGGACACCUGCUUCCCCAAUGACUAAAGGGUCAACACACAAAUCCAGAUGUG